AUGUCUUCGAAGUCUUCGCCGUCUGACCCUCCCGCGUCGCUCGAGCUUAUCGCCGGCAAUCGACUACAAGUCAAGAUACUGGACCUUCGGGUCGAGCAUGUCGAUAUCAUAGGCGACUCGUCCAACAAGGUGCUGUCAUCCAGCCAGAUCCUGUUCGAAGGCUCGAAUGAGUGGAUCGGGUACGAUCGCCGCUAUGGCUCGCAGACUCAAGACGAGAUGGCAGCGCACCAGCCGGACGAGUACUCUCAGGAUGGUUACUCGCAGAAGCACUACUACCGUGGCUCGGGCACGACUCAGCCAUCGGUUGAUCGUACUACAUCGCCAACAAUCGACGAUAGCUGCAUCCAACUGCAGGCGGAGUUGAUCAACCACCUCAGCGAGUUCUUUGCAGACAGACGGCGGCGCAUUCCAGUCAAACUCGCGCGUGCAGCGCUGGAGGUACGGCCUGAGGGACGUUCGGAGUAA
Molecule: messenger RNA, 465 nt
Organism: Peniophora sp. CBMAI 1063
Lineage: Eukaryota; Fungi; Basidiomycota; Agaricomycetes; Russulales; Peniophoraceae
Source: the annotation of a GenBank genome assembly